Stomoxys calcitrans (stable fly) is the source of this 836-nucleotide messenger RNA. RefSeq lists its product as uncharacterized. The record is from RefSeq and is a predicted model, not a curated record. Bases 45 to 779 code for a protein of 244 amino acids. Lineage: Eukaryota; Metazoa; Arthropoda; Insecta; Diptera; Muscidae. The transcript is spliced from 2 exons.
UUUGCGAACUGUUUUGAACACAGAUCUACGUAAGGAACCCAAAAAUGAGAAGUAUUUUGGGUAGUAUUACUGUUUUCCAAAUAAUCGCUUGGUUUGGUGCUCUAUCCGACGCAGAUACAGAGUUUGCAUGUGCAAUUAGAGAGGGAAUUUUCAUUGAUGUUUUCACUUUAAAACAUGGUGUUGAAAAUUUGCAAGCCGAUGUGGAUGAUAUGUACAAAAACACAAAAACCCAAAUAAAAAUUUUGGAGGAACUUCAACAGCAACAAAAUCACGUCAUUUAUAAUACAUGUGAUAAAGUGACAACUCAAAUCACUGAAACCUUCAAACAAUACAAUGGUAUGGAGGGCCACCUAGACCACACAUUGAAGGAAAUUCAAGAUGAGCAAAGUGCAAUAUUUGAUAAAAUAGAGCAACUUCAAGAUCAAGCGGAACAUUGCUUUCAAACAUACGUACAUGAUGUCAUGGCGAAAACAUUUGAAGGAGUUAAAAACAAGGUCGAUAAAUUUGAAGAGCAAUUGGUUAAUUUUGAAUUAAUGAAAGAAUCAGUCCAUAAACAAAGGCAAGCCAAAUGGCAAAUAUUAAUGAGUGGGGAAAACUUUAAAAUGGUACAGUCUAUAAACGAAAGGUUAUCCCAAAAUCUACAGAAAAUAAAAGACUAUGAAAAUUUCUUACUCAGCUUUCAAAAUAUAACAGAUUUUGUAAAUAGUUUGGCUACAAAAAGGAAUUCCAAAUAUGAUAUAUUGUUAAAAACGGCCAAACUUCAAAUGAAGAAUUGGUAAAAAUUUGGAAAGAUUAAAAAAAAAAACAUAAAUAAAGUGUCUCAAAAAGAAAUCUAA